AUGAUUAUGCUUAUGGCUGUACAAGACGAAAACUUUGACGAAGAGGAAAAUGUGCGUAAAGAAUUUAACCAAAGUUUAUCGCAUGUUAGAAUAGUGCUGUUACAGAUUGCAAGGGAGGAACCCAGUACGGAUUCUAAAUUUGUCGCGGGUGUUGGCACUGGUAGGCAAGUAAUAGCAGUAGCUCGCACAGCUGAUUUAGUUUUGAUGAUGCUAGAUGCAACAAAAAAGGAUGUACAUCGACAUUUACUAGAAAAGGAAUUGGAAAGUGUAGGGAUUAGAUUAAACAAAAAGAAACCAAAUAUUUAUUUUAAAGUAAAAAAGGGAGGUGGUAUAUCAUUUAAUUCAACUUGUCCAUUAACAAAAAUAGAUGAGAAAUUAGUCCAAAUGAUAUUACAUGAAUAUAAAAUUUUUAACGCUGAGGUUUUGUUUCGAGAAGAUUGUACUGCAGAUGAAUUGAUUGACGUUAUUUGUGCCAAUCGUGUAUAUCUCCCUUGCCUCUAUGUCUACAAUAAGAUUGACCAGAUUUCUAUUGAAGAAGUUGAUAGAAUUGCAAGGCAACCAAAUAGUGUGGUCGUGAGAUAUCACAGGGUGAUCAUAGCCAGCGUGACAGAACCUGUACCAAGCCGAGUAUUUUUUUUUGUUAAUUAAAAUUUUAGAAAUAGUUACUGAUAUU
Anoplophora glabripennis (Asian longhorned beetle) is the source of this 673-nucleotide messenger RNA. RefSeq names its product developmentally-regulated GTP-binding protein 2. Lineage: Eukaryota; Metazoa; Arthropoda; Insecta; Coleoptera; Cerambycidae. Gene Ontology annotation, molecular function: GTPase activity; GTP binding. Bases 1 to 648 code for a protein of 215 amino acids. Gene Ontology annotation, biological process: cytoplasmic translation. The record is from RefSeq and is a predicted model, not a curated record. The transcript is spliced from 4 exons. Gene Ontology annotation, cellular component: cytoplasm.